Molecule: messenger RNA, 1746 nt
Organism: Orycteropus afer afer
Lineage: Eukaryota; Metazoa; Chordata; Mammalia; Tubulidentata; Orycteropodidae
Gene: PATL2
Product: PAT1 homolog 2
Biological process (GO): P-body assembly; deadenylation-dependent decapping of nuclear-transcribed mRNA
Cellular component (GO): P-body
Molecular function (GO): RNA binding
Source: RefSeq, a predicted model, not a curated record
AUGGCUAAACUAAGCCUCAAGGACAGCAGCAGUAAAGCGGUGGGUAUCCGCGACAAGGUUUACCUUCCAGAGGCUGACAGUGCUCUCACACUGGAAGAAACAGUCAUGGAGGAUGUCCAACAGCCUGCCAAGAUGAAAUGCCUUGAAGGCCCACACUUAAAAAACCAAGAACCAGGCAAGCCCUGUGGCCUCCUGAGUCCUGAGGAGGAGCUUGUACUUACCUCCCGAUUGGAGAAGGAGGAGGAGGAGGAAGAGAAUGAGGAGGAAGGAGAAGAGGAGGAGGAGAUUGAUUUGGAUCCAGAUCAGUCCCCUGACCUGGAGGAGGAAGAGAAUGAUCUCAGGGAUCCAGCUGUGCUCAAUGCUGUCCACAACAUCCAGAGAGGACUUCUUGGCUCCUCUAGAAUCAAGGCCCUUGAUGUGCUGGGGACAUCAUCUGCUUCGUUGAAUUUUCUGUGGCAGACCCUGGACUACCAAUCACCAAUACUUUUCCGGUCUACGCUUCUCAAUGCCAGCUCUCCAGCACAGCAUUUUGGACCUCGACUGCUGUCGCCGGACCCGUCUCUCUUCUACAGCCCACCAGCCUCGGCCUCAUGUUCCCUUAGGUUCAGUCAUCUAACACAGCUCCAUCCUUGGCACCAACGGAUCUUGCAGCAGCAGCAGAGUGAUCAAAUGCUGAGUCCCCCAACCAAGAAGCCUUGGUCUCAGCAGCCAGACCCCUAUGCUAACCUCAUGACUGGAAAAGAGAAGGAGUGGGUCAUAAAAGUGCAAAUGGUCCAGCUGCAGAGUGAGACCCCUCACUUGGACGACUAUUACUAUCAGGAAUAUUAUCAGAAACUAGAGAAGCAGGCAGAUGAAGAGCUACUUGGACAGAGGAGUAGGGUCGAAUCCCUCAAACUGGAAACUCCUUAUAUUCAGAAAGCAGAGGCUUACGAGUCAGUGGUUCGAAUUGAGGGUUCCUUGGGCCAGGUAGCCAUAUCAACGUGUUUUAGCCCUCGCCGAGCUAUAGAUGCUGUGCCUCAUGGAACUCAAGAGCAGGAUACAGGGGCUGCAAACAGUCAGAGGCUUCGGGUAUUAUAUCGGAUUGAGAAGAUGUUCCUUCAGUUACUAGAGAUAGAGAAGGGCCAGAAAGAUGGAUCACCACAGCCCUGGUCCUCCAAGAAACAGGCUGAGAAGCUCUUCCAAACCUUGGUGACCCAGGAGCAGAAUAACCUGGAGGAGGCAACAGAUGGCUUCCUGCAGGUGCUCUCUGUGAGGAAAGGAAAAGCUCUGGUGGCCCGGCUGCUCCCCCUCCUGCCCCAUGAUCGGGCUGUUAGCCUUCUUCUGGCUAUCACCCACCAUCUACCCUUCCUGGUCCGGAGGGAUGGGGCUGAUCAGGCCCUACACAUGUUAUUCAAACCUCUGGGCAAAUGUAUUAGUCACUUGACCUUCCGUGAACUCUUGCAAGGGCUUCAAGGACUAAUGCGGCUACCACCAGCCUCCUCAGAGAGGCCAGUCACUGUGGUGCUUCAGAAUCAGUUUGGAAUAUCUUUGCUCUAUGCCCUGCUGAGUCAUGGGGAACAGCUGGUAUCUCUGGAUUCUUCCCUAGAGGAGCCAAAGAGUAACCGUACAGCUUGGACAAACAUGGUGGUUUUGAUUGCCUGGGAAAUAGCUCAAAUGCCUACAGCCUCUCUGGCAGAACCCAUAGCCUUCCCCAGCAACCUCCUUCCCCUGUUCUGUCACCAUGUAGACAAACAAUUGGUACAAUAG